Molecule: messenger RNA, 2720 nt
Organism: Nezara viridula (southern green stink bug)
Lineage: Eukaryota; Metazoa; Arthropoda; Insecta; Hemiptera; Pentatomidae
Source: the annotation of a GenBank genome assembly
GCCGAUUUCUAUAAUAUUAAGUACCAAGUCUUAUUGUGUUUAUGAAUUAUGAUUCAGUUUCCUAUAAUUGACUGAUACCAAGAAACAUUAAUAUAUAAUUAUGAUUACUAUUACUGCUUAACCUACCGAGUUCCAACUAUUACAAUGAAGGUGGUAGCUUUAAUAAGUGGAGGCAAAGACAGUUGCUAUAACAUGCUACAAUGUGUUAUGGCUGGGCAUGAUAUUGUGGCCUUAGCAAACUUGAAACCUGAAAGUAAAGUUCUAGAUGAAUUAGAUAGUUACAUGUAUCAGACUGUUGGUCAUCAGGGAGUAGAACUAUAUGCUGAAGCUAUGAAGAUUCCUUUAUUUAGACAACCUACACAGGGAGUCGCUUUGCACAACGAAAAGCAUUACACCCCUACUCCUGAAGAUGAAGUUGAGGAUUUAUAUCAAUUAUUAGUUAAAGUUAAGGAACAUAUUGAAUUCGAAGCUGUAUCCGUCGGAGCGGUACUUUCUGAUUAUCAGCGUCUUCGUGUGGAAAAUGUUUGUAGCCGUUUAGGUUUAGUUUCUCUCGCAUACCUUUGGAGACGUGAUCAAGACGAACUUCUGCAAGAAAUGAUAGAUACAAAUAUUGAUGCUAUAAUAAUUAAAGUUGCUGCACUCGGUUUAGAUCCAAGCAAACAUUUAGGUUUAAAAAUAUCAGAAAUUCAACCUCAUCUGGUGAAAAUGAAUGAAAAAUAUGGAUUAAAUAUUUGUGGGGAGGGAGGGGAGUAUGAAACCUUCACGCUCGACUGCCCUUUGUUUUGCAAAUCUCUUGUCAUAGAUGAUUAUGAGACAGUCAUCCAUUCAAACGAUGGUAUCGCUCCUGUCGGGUACUUGAAUUUCACUCGGUUACGUCUUGUUCCUAAAGAGGAUGUAGAUGAAGAUUCAACUUUAGCAGAACGACUGCAGAGGUAUAAAAUAAAAACAGCUGAGGAUUAUAUUACAGACAUUGACCAAGCUGAAGUGACUGACACCGAAGUCACCGAUGCUGAAGUCGACGCUGGAAGCGGAGAACAUCAAACUGAAGAUGAAACUUCUGAUAUUUUAGAAAUAAGAGAAGCCGAUCCGACUCCUUAUAGACCCUCCAUAGCUCUUAACGCUAGCGGUUGGUGUUGGUUUGGAGGAAUCACUGGUGCUAAUGACGAUGUAGCUGUUGCUACGGAAGAUGCGUUACGAAAACUAAAUUGUUUGCUCCUCGAAAAGGAUCUCAAUACCUCUAACUUAGUAAGGAUUUGUAUGUACGUGAGAGACAUGUCUAGCUACAGCGAAAUUAAUUCAGCCUACUUGAAAAUAAUUGAGGGACCGAACCCUCCGGUCCGAGUCUGCCUCGGUACUAGGCUCAACGAAGGGACUCCCGUAGUUAUUAAUGCUCUAGCUUACUCGAACGAGAAACACACAAUGCACGUCCAGUCUCUUUCUCACUGGGCCCCGGCGAAUAUUGGGCCUUACAGUCAAGCUAUCAGGGUCGGAGAUAUAAUUUACGUUGCUGGCCAAAUUGGCCUCGUGCCAGGAAGCAUGGUGCUAGUCAGUGGAGGAAUUAAAAGGCAGUGCCGUUUAGCGUUAAGGCACGUUGGGAGGUUAGUCAAGGCAAUGGAUAAAGAUACCCAGUUGAGAGAUGUCGUUCAGGGUGUUUGUUAUGUAACCCAUGCCGCUUACAUAAGCGAAGCGCGAAAGGAAUGGGAAAGAAGGACAAAUAACGCCAUAGUUGAAUACGUUGUCGUGCCUGAACUUCCUAGGAGUGCCCUCGUCGAAUGGCAAGUCUGGGCUCACAGGGGAAAUACUCGUUUCGAAUAUGAGGAGACUGGCUGUGUGGUUGGUGAAAAUCGAGUUUCGUUAAGAAGAAGGUGGAAUUAUGAAAAUACAGUUUCUGCAGUUGUAUGCUAUGUUUCGAUGGCAUCAUCAGUUUCGAAUCCAGUAAUUAGUGAAGGAAGCGGAGCUGGUAGUUGGGACAGCCUGCUGUCGGAAACGCAACUCCUGGAAGUGCUGCACUACGCUCUCGAAAGGCUCUUUCGAGGGGUUGUCCCCAACGGGCCCGACGAAGAAGGAUUACUUCCGCCUCCGCCACCUUGUAACCUCACUUUGUUCUAUCGUACCGGAAGAUCUCAGCCGCCUUCUUCGCUCUACGAUGUCCUUGCAAAGAUCAGUGAGUUCAAUAUAGCCGCUACACUAGUUCCAGUCUGCCAACUAAACCACCCUAAUACUUUCAUAUCAAUCGUAGCUGUCAGGCAUGAAUAGAGGAAUAUCAGGAAUUAUCCGCAAUUUAUUUUAUUAUAUUCACUAACUGAAUAUGUUUGGAUAUUUAUAACAUAUAUCUCUGACAAAGAGGGUUUAGAUUUUUGCCUGCUAUUGAUUAUUAGUUGUAUAAAAACCGGUAAUUUAAUUUUUUUAUGGACUGAAUAUUUGGAAAAAAUGAUAAGCAGUCAUUUGUUGAAGCAGCUUUCCUACUCGAUAUUAUUUUUCUUUGGCAGAUUUUUUUUUUUAACUUUUUUUGUGUUUUUAUUUCUCAAAAGUGAUCUAAAAGGUAGGUGAUCUCAUGUAGAAUGUUAUUUUAAUUUUUUGACUUAUGAUACACAAUUCUGGCUUGUUCAAUACUCUUCGACGGUUGAUGCAACCUUUUGUCAAAUCUUACUUCAAACUAAAUUGGUAACGAUAUAUUUACUUCAGCUUACCAUAUCCCAACAACUUUGUUUUGUGAACCC